AUGGUGAACUUGAUCAUCCUUAUUCCCUUCGCAGCUGACGAGAACUGUGAUCUGGAUCAGAUGUCCAGCGCGUUUCAAAGGGAUCUGGCAGACUCAUCGAAGAAGAGCCUCCCAGAAAAUGUCUCAGCAGAGGUCAAAGAGAUCAAGAUUGUCCACAGCAGUGAUACCUACACCUGCUCUGAAGAGGAUGUAGUCAUCGUGUUUGGCCAUGGUGGCAAGGACAACGCAGAUCUCACCAACAACCAAGGCCAGAGAGCUACAGCCAAGAAAACUCUGGAGAUGCUGGAAACCAUGGAGGCCCAGACUACUCGGCGAAUUCUCUUCAUGUGCUGCUACUCCGCUAUGGAAGGUCAUCUUGCUCACAAAUGGAAGGCAAAAUACCCUACUCAGAUGACGUUUGGAGGGCUGGCCGACAUUGCAUCUCUCUACAACGGCCCGACAAGAUCAGGACUGUUCACAGGCGUCUGUAAAGCACUUACGGAAGUCUAA
This is a messenger RNA of Symbiodinium sp. CCMP2456, 489 nucleotides long. NCBI's taxonomy places the organism in Eukaryota, Dinophyceae, Suessiales, Symbiodiniaceae. The record is from the annotation of a GenBank genome assembly.